Molecule: messenger RNA, 2369 nt
Organism: Pogonomyrmex barbatus (red harvester ant)
Lineage: Eukaryota; Metazoa; Arthropoda; Insecta; Hymenoptera; Formicidae
Gene: how
Product: protein held out wings
Biological process (GO): regulation of mRNA splicing, via spliceosome
Cellular component (GO): nucleus
Molecular function (GO): mRNA binding
Source: RefSeq, a predicted model, not a curated record
GGGCGCGCAUGCACGGGCGGUGCAGUAUCAGUAGAGUUGAGAAUUCCGAAGCGCGUGUACUUAGUUUUGAAUUCUCGCGAUCCGCAUUCCUCAAUUUUAAUUUCGCAAGAGUGCAAGCGUGCGAGAGAAAGAGACAUACUUCGUUAUCUCCACGCAUGUUUAAUCCUUUUUCUCUCUCCUGCUAUUUCACCCGAUUUCCUCUCUGUUUUUCUUUCAUUGAAACUCCGUCGAGCAUUCUUUAUCUUCGACGUUCCAUCUCUCUCAUGUUUUCUUCCUUUUCUUGCUUCUCUACGCGCUCUGUCUCUCUCUCUCUCUCUCUCCGCCCGUAUCUCCCUCCCUCUCUUCCUCCCAUCGAGUCACGUCGCUUCUUGCGAUCUACAGCCAGCGCGCAUUUGCGUUUACCAGUGAGAGCGUUCCUGAAAGCACGAUAGUCGACUGUGACGACGUGUGAGGACUCGCGUUUCGGAGGAAGAGAGAUCGUCGGGAACAGCGAACAGGAUCGAAAACGCCAAGUCCAAAGAAAAAAACGAGAUAGAAGAGACGAUAUUGGGAACGUGCCUGGUGACGGAAUUAAAUCUGCGAGAAUCGAAGGAAUCGCGCACGAUAAACGCGCAGAUAGGAGCGAUCAAGCAGAGCCCCAGAUUACAUCGCUGAGGGGGAAAAAAAAUAGAAGAAAAGAGGGAAAGAGAAAAGGAACGAAACGCGUACGCGACAGGCGAGGCGACUUUACGACUCUCUCGGAGGAGUGUCGCUCGCCCUCGCGCGCGCUCGCUCUCCGGCUCCCUCCCUUCCAGUCCCCCUCUCUCCUACCUCCCCCCUCUUCGCACUCGCACCACCCUCACCUCGCGCGCGGUUCCUCUACGCUUUAGCAGUCUUUCCUCUCCUCUUCUUUUCCUUACCCGCUAUCUUUCCUCCUCUCUCUUUCUCUGUCCCCCCCCUCUCUUCCCCCCUACUCGCCGUGUCGCCGGCCUCUCCCCCCAACCAUUCUCUCCCCGUCUUUGCCGUCUUUGCGCUCCGGCUCCUUUUCUUUUAAACGCUCCUUCGUCAGUACGUCUCCGCCCGUCCGCGCGCGUUUGGUGAUCUUCUGUGAUCGGAGAGAGAACAACUCCGCCGUUCUCCGUCCGUUCCGACACCGCGCUGCCGCCGCUACCGCCACCGCCACCGCCACCAUCGCUGUCGCGAUCCGCUCCUCUCUAACUCGUCUCCCCUUGAGUGUUGCAUUAAGCGUGCCCGCGCGCGCCCAACACGCGCCAACAUUCGCCAUUGAAGGAACCGAGUACAAUUUGCGAUGUGUGAUAAUACUAACACGACGACGCAGAGUAUAGCGGACUACCUGUCACAAUUGUUGAAGGACCGGAAGCAGCUAGCUGCCUUCCCAAAUGUCUUCAUUCACGUGGAGCGUCUUUUGGACGAGGAGAUUGCGAAAGUGCGGGCGAGCCUUUUUCAAAUCAGCGGAGUGAAGAAGGAGCCGCUCGUCUUGCCGGAAGCCGAGGGCGACCUCACGACGCUCACAGAGAAGGUCUACGUGCCCGUUAAGGAACACCCAGAUUUCAACUUUGUCGGGAGGAUUUUAGGGCCACGGGGUAUGACCGCGAAACAACUGGAACAAGAGACAGGAUGCAAAAUCAUGGUGCGCGGAAAAGGGUCGAUGAGGGACAAAAAGAAGGAGGAACAGAAUCGGGGCAAGCCGAAUUGGGAACACCUGACGGACGAGUUGCACGUGUUACUCACUGUCGAGGACACCGAGAAUCGUGCCACCGUGAAGCUCGCCCGCGCUGUCGAGGAAGUCAAGAAGCUGCUCGUGCCCCAGGCUGACGGCGAGGAUGAGCUAAAGAAGAGGCAGCUAAUGGAACUCGCCAUUAUCAAUGGGACUUACCGGGAUUCGAACACAAAGGUUGCCGCCGCGGCAGUGUCACCCGUUGUUGCAGCCUGCGACGAGGAGUGGCGGCGGGUAGCCGCCGCCGCGGCGGAGACUCAACGCCUGUUGCCGGGCCUGGCGACGCCGAUGCGGACUCCGAGCGCGCCCCUGGGCGCGCCCCUGAUCCUCUCGCCGCGGAUAUCGGUGCCGACGACCGCCGCGUCCCUGCUGAACGGUUCCGGACCGCCCGGCUCGCUCCUGUCGGCCGGCGAUCCUCACGGACUCAUCUACACGCCGUACGCGGACUACGCCAACUAUGCCGCCCUGGCCGCAUCGCCGUUGCUCACCGAGUAUGCCACUGCUGAUCAUUCUGGCGCAGCGGCGGCCGCUGCCAAGCAGCGUAGGCACCUGGGUCAGAUCCGCGAGCACCCUUAUCAAAGGGCCGGCGCUCUCUCGUGAACACACAGAGACGAUACGAGUACACAGAGAGAGCGAGAGAGAGAGAGAGAGA